AUGUUAGCUUAUCAUUUGCUGAAUGAAGGAAUUUAUAGCGGUAAAUCGUUUUUGGAUCUGUUCGCGAUACUGUGGUUUAUCAUUGGAAACUACUUUCUGUUUACGUCCGAAACUUGUCCACGUGAUGCUCCAAUGUUAUUCUAUACGACUCUUGUUUGGACAUCCAUGAGCUAUCUGCUCAUCUUCAUCCCUCUUCUUCUUUGCGCCGCUGUGAUUUUCUGCUUGCCUUGCGUUCUCGUGGCCAUGCGUGCGAUGCAUAUUGAUGUCGCCACGGGAAUGGUGGGAGCUACCAAAGACGAGAUCGAUAAAGUGCCUGUUUAUCGCUACAAGUCCGCUGCAUCCUCCGAUACGCCUCCGGAUCCAGCUGUGGCAGAGACCAUGACGAAAAAAAAGACGGGGUUGAUGCACCGAUUUUUGCAACGACACCAGUUCAAGAAUGACCAGGAAUCGCAACGACAGCAAUCCUUCGAGGAACUAACGGGUAUACCGGCUGAUGAUGCUGUUUGUUCAAUCUGUUUGUCGGAGUAUGAAAACGGCCAUCUCGUGUGUAAAUUAUGGUAA
Radiomyces spectabilis is the source of this 561-nucleotide messenger RNA. RefSeq lists its product as uncharacterized. The record is from RefSeq and is a predicted model, not a curated record. Lineage: Eukaryota; Fungi; Mucoromycota; Mucoromycetes; Mucorales; Radiomycetaceae. The coding region runs from base 1 to 561 and encodes 186 amino acids. The transcript has 2 exons.